Coffea arabica (coffee) is the source of this 1557-nucleotide messenger RNA. RefSeq names its product dirigent protein 25-like. NCBI's taxonomy places the organism in Eukaryota, Viridiplantae, Streptophyta, Magnoliopsida, Gentianales, Rubiaceae. The record is from RefSeq and is a predicted model, not a curated record.
AACAUGAAAAAGUGCAAUGAUCAAAAUAACAUUGACAUGUCCGGACAAGGUAAUGCUUACAAGCUGAUUUGGCUGGAGGUUCUGCUGGAAAUCCUUCUUAUAGGUAAUGAUCAGUAACUUUUACUGCAUUAGCUAAGAAAGCCAUUGUGGUGAUCAGCAUUAUCUUCAUAAGGUGCCCUUAAUUGAUGCAUUGGACUUUUAUUUUGCCAAAAGAUCUGCAAUUUGGUUCAAAAUGCUCACUUAGCUACCCAAUACAUUUUGCUUUAGAAACACCAACUAAUACACCUAGAUUGGUGGAAUUAGCAAUCACCUAAUCCAUCUUAUCAACUCCAAUUUCCAUUCUACCUGGCUCUGGCUCUUGAAAGACCAUAUAUAUAUAUUCCCAUCUAACCUGAUACAUCCAACAAUUCAAAAACAUAUCCUUUCACCAAGCUGUAGAACGAGUCUGUAACAAGGUGUGCAAACUUUUCUGAACUUUUCCUGUAGCCUGUCUCCAACUCAUGGCUACCGUGCAGUGUAACAAUAUCCAGCUCACAGCAAUACUCUCCCUCCUCAUUUUAGCACUUGCAGUCACUUGUGCUACCUCAGCUAGAAUCCUUGAUGAGGAGGUAGUUGCCCCCACACUUCCACCCGAAGGCGCUGAUCCGGAUGACACAGCAGUUCCUAAUGUAACGCCCGGGGGUACUGCUGCUCCAGCUGCAGUCGCAAGUAAUGGAGUUGGUGCUGAGAGUCCCGAUCACAUGCUGACCUUUUUCAUGCAUGACAUUCUAGGUGGAUCAACCCCUUCGGCAAUAGCUGUAACUGGAGUGGUAACUAAUCCAGCCGUGGGCGGCCAAGUCCCCUUUGCCAAGCCUAAUGGUGCAGUCCUGCCCGUGAAUAACGGCAUCCCAGUAAACAAUGCUAAUAGUGGAAUUAUCAACAAUAACAACAUCCCCUUCCUCACUGGCCUCAGCGGAACCGCACCUAAUUUGGUUCAGCAGAAUGGAAACUCAAUAAUUGGAGGAGGGUUUGGUUUCCCAGCCUUAAAUCCUGCACAAUUCCCUACAGGAACUACAUUUCAGUCACUCAUGUUUGGUACCAUGACAGUGUUUGAUGAUGAGCUAACGGAAGGGCACGAGCUCGGUUCAGGCUUGGUAGGCAAAGCACAAGGGUUUUACAUUGCUAGUUCAGAGGACGGUACUAGCCAGACCAUGGUUUUCACUGUGAUGUUUGCAAGUGGCAGCUAUGCUGAUAGCCUGAGCUUUUUUGGGGUCCAUAGAACUGCUGUCUCGGAGUCCCAUCUUGCCAUCAUGGGUGGGACUGGAAAGUACGUAAAUGCCAAGGGACUUGCAACUGUAAAGACCUUCCCUGCAAAUCUCAACCAACAUACUACAGAUGGGGUGGAGACUGUGUUGGAGAUCACUGUGUAUCUUGCUUAUUAGUGUAUCAGCUUUUCUGUUUGAUUGCUUGGUGUGUAUUUGCUAAUGAGUCGGAGAAUUUGAAAACUGAAAUUGAAAUUUGUGCUUAAAAAUAUUUAAUAUUUGAUUUGGAUUACAGUGGUGUGAAAUUGCUUCCAAA